GAAUGCGAACUCGGUGGUGGGUUAAUACACUUCAGUUUCGCACAAAUGAGUUUGGUUACAGGUUUUAGAAACUGCAGAAUCUUAUAUCGUCUAAUUCUUCGUUUCAGAUUGGAGGAAAUGCCAGAAUUGCCUAGAGAUUGUCAAAGGCUUUGUAUGUCAGUGGUUCAGUUUCACCUGUCCACCACAAGUUCAAAUUUUAAUUUAUACAGACAGUACUGUCGGAAUGUGUCUACAGAUGAAAACUCUUCUAUAGUAAAGCAUGCGCAGAAUAACAAAAAUGUCAAUACCCAAAGGAUGACAAGGUUGAAAACUGAAGAACAUGGCUCUCAGACUGACAGAGAUGGGAACUGCUUAGAAAGUAAUGCGAAGUGCACCAGUUCCUCCCAGAACCAACAUCAAGUUUUGUUACAGCAGACUACACAGUUUCCACCACCUCCUACCCACUGCUGCAUGAGUGGCUGCCAGAACUGUGUCUGGAUCGCAUAUGCAGAGGAGCUCCUGAAACUUUAUCAUGAUGGAGGGAAGAAAGCUUUGGCAGCCAUUGAAGAAAAUAUUCAGGAUGAGAAUAUUAAAAUGUGGCUGAAGAUGGAAAUUAGACUGAUGGCACAGAAAUGAUGGUUGACUGCAAAACUUAAUACCUUGGUUAAGAUAUUUGUAGAUUUUUGGCUGUAAUUUAGAUUAAAUGUUUUGCUACUCGUCUUGGGUAUGUACAGCUGGAUGAUAAAAGUGGUGGAUUAACGUUAAUGCAAAAUUCCCAAAUUUAAAGUGAUGUUUGUGACAUUACAGCAAUACAUGAUAGUGGAAUAAUCUUUAUGAUUAUUCUGCAUGCCUUUAAACAUUCAAAUUAAUAUGUAUCCUUGUAGAUUCUUUAAUGAUUAGUAUGAAUUAUUAAUUGUUCAGGGAAAUAAAACAGGACAAAAGUUAAUCCUUUUA
Molecule: messenger RNA, 933 nt
Organism: Protopterus annectens (West African lungfish)
Lineage: Eukaryota; Metazoa; Chordata; Ceratodontiformes; Protopteridae
Gene: OXLD1
Product: oxidoreductase like domain containing 1
Exons: 2
Coding region: 46-615 (189 amino acids)
Cellular component (GO): mitochondrion
Source: RefSeq, a predicted model, not a curated record